CAAUUCAAUUUUAUUUAUAUAGCGCUUUUCACAAUGUGCAUUGUUCCAAAGCAGCUUUACAGGAGCAAAUAAGAAAAACACAGAAAGGUAAAACACAGCACAGUGCGUGGUGUUUAUAGACCAAGCAAGAUCAUUAUAAUAAAUAAAUGCAGUCUCCCGGUGAGCAAGCCAACACUGCACUGCUCUGCUGUGGCGAGGAACCCAAACUCCAAUGAUGAAUAAUGGAGAAAAAAAAACCUCGGGAGAAACCAGGCUCAGCCGGGAGGGCCAGAUCUCCUCUGACGUGUCAUAACAGCACUCAGUGACCCCGACCAAAGCCACCGAGCAACGUCCACGAAGAACAGGGAGAGCCCACGAGCCGCGACCCAGGAAGCCCCACCCACCGAAACCGUGAAGGUCCAACCCGGUCCCAUUCCACGAUCAACAACAGACAACAGAGGAACAACCAGGGAAAAGUAGUAAUGGCAUAAUUAACUUUAUUCCUCUGUUGUCCGACAUCGACCACAAAACAAGACCAACCAGACCAGACCCACACAGUCCCAACAAAUGAAACGCCCCGAACCACAACCAACAAGCCCCCCCACUCCCUGCAACACCCACCCAGCUACCUCCAAUCAAAGUCACUGAGUGCAGCCAUAACUUCAAACUGCUGUCGUGUGAUGUAAGUUUAGCAUUAAAUACCAAGUAUUGUAAACUUAGCAUUAAUGUGACAGGUAGUCCGUCUUUGCUCUCGGCUGGAGAUGGAAUUGUCUGAGCUGGGCCGGCCAGAUGGUCGCCUUUUUCUUGGGUGGUGAUGGAAUUGCCUUGGAUGGAGCUGGAUGGUCAGUCAGUCCGCAGGCUCUCGCAGGAGGAUGGCACGGGAUUUUCCGAUGUAGCUGGCGCAAUCUCUAGUUGUGGAUGGGCAUAUGACGUUCAUCUGGGCCUGGCGGAAUCUCUCCCUACCUCGGGAUGGGCAUCCCGAGGCGAGGGCAGAAAGAGAAUAAUUAGCGUAGCUGCUGUUCAUUAACUAUGUAUUAGUGAAUGCUUGGCUGAAAAGAUGUGUCUUUAAUCUAGAUUUAAAUUGGGAGAGUGUGUCUGACCCUCGAAUAGUAUCGGGGAGGCUAUUCCAGAGUUUAGGUGCUACGUAUGAGAAAGCUCUACCCCCUUUGGUGGAUUUAGUUAUUCUAGGUGUUAUCAAAAGUCUGGAGUUUUGAGAUCUUAGAGAGCGUGAUGGGUUGUAGUGUGGUAGAAGCUCUGUUAUGUAGGUAGGGGCUAAACCGUUUAAGGCUUUAUAAGUAAUUAAAAGAACUUUAAAGUCAAUACGACACUUAAUGGGUAACCAGUGAAGGGUUGAUAACAUUGGGGUUGUGUGAUCGUAUUUUCUGGACCUGGUUAGAACUCUGGCAGCUGCAUUCUGAACUAACUGUAGUUUGUUUAUUGAUGCUGCAGGACAACCACUAAGCAGUGCAUUACAGUAGUCAAGUCUUGAGGUCACAAAUGCAUGAAUAAGCUUCUCUGCAUCAGCCACACAUAAAAUAUUUCGCAAUUUGGCAACAUUUCUAAGGUGGAAGAAGGCUGUUUUUGUGACAUUUGAGAUGUGAUUUUUAAAUGACAGGUUGCUGUCUAAUAUAACGCCGAGGUCUUUAACUGUAUUUGUUGGAGUAACAGUGCAGCCUUCAAUUUGCAGGUCAUAAUCCGAAAUAUUCUGCUCACGUGUCUUUGGUCCGAUAAGUAAUAUUUCUGUUUUAUUAGAAUUUAAAAGAAGGAAAUUACAAGUCAUCCAAUGCUUUAUAUCGUCGAUGCACUCUGCCAAUUUGGAUAGUUGGAAGGAAUCAUCUGGUCUUGAUGAGAUAUAUAGCUGAGUAUCAUCUGCAUAACAGUGGAAGCUAAUUCCAUGUUUUCUAAUAAUGUUUCCAAGGGGCGCAUGUAUAUGGAGAAUAGCAAGGGUCCUAAAACCGAUCCCUGAGGCAAUCCAUAAUUUACUUGCGUUAGAUUCUUGUGUGUGUUUUUUAAGUAGGCUGGUUGACGUAGCAAACCAUUUUUGAGUUGCUACGUUGAAGUUAUAGUAUCGAGAAACCGGUAUUCGAGAUCAAAACAUAUUUUGACUGACUUGCACAGUUGUUUCCCGCAUCAUGUUUCACCCGCGGUAAGUGGGUGUGAGCACGAGUCGACCAAUAGCGCCCGGAUCCGGGUCACUGGCAGUCAGAGUCUGGAGUCCCCAAACAACUCCAGCGCUAGCAUCGAUGCUAACGCUGGGGCAUCGAAACGAUGACAAAAACCGUCUAACUUCACCCUGAAGCUACGGACGAAACACACGUGUUAUCGUAAAGUUACAGCAGCGUUGACUUCGCCAUGGCUGUUCGAGAAAUGCUGCCGUAUCGUGGCGCCACCACGAUAACCCCCAAGCUGGACGACGAUUCGGACCCCGAGUCGAGUCUCGCGUUUAAGAAACCGGACGGCCGCGAGUCUCAGGUCAUUCACAGCGGUCAUUUCAUGGUGUCUUCUCCUCAUACCGAUCACCCGCCGAAGAAAGGUUACGACUUCGAUACCGUUAAUAAACAAACGUGCCAGACGUAUCACUUCGGAAAGACGAGCACGUCGCAUCUGUCCAUCGACGCUUCUCUGACGAAACUCUUCGAGUGCAUGACCCUCGCGUACAGCGGGAGGUUAGUGUCACCAAAAUGGAAAAACUUCAAGGGACUGAAGCUGCUGUGGAGGGACAAGAUUCGCUUGAACAAUGCCAUCUGGAGAGCCUGGUACAUGCAAUAUGUAGAGAAGAGACAGAAUCCGGUUUGCCACUUUGUCACACCGUUGGAUGGAAAUAUGGACUCUGGAGUACAUCGACCCACCGAGGCAAUAGCGACAGAAGGGAAGUAUUGGAAAAGAAGAAUAGAGAUCGUCAUCAGAGAGUAUCAUAAAUGGAGAACAUACUUCAAGAAAAGGUUACAGAAGCACAAGGACGAAGACCUGUCCAGUCUCCUUACGGAGGCGGAGGAACAGUUGUCACUCUUUGGAGAAGUGUGUCCAGACACCUGCCGUGUCCCCUUCUGCCAGGACGAUGACGUCAGCGGUCGCCGCAGCUCACGCUGGAUUCUCGAGUCCCCCGUUCCCAUGGAGAUGGAUUCGCUCUUUGACAUGGAUGUGCUCAUGUCAGAGUUCUCGGACACGCUCUUCUCCACGUUGUCAUCUCAUCAGCCUGUGGCCUGGCCCAAUCCCAGAGAAAUCGCACACGCCGGGAACGCUGAUAUGAUCCAGCCAGGCCUCAUUCCCCUGCAGCCUAAUCUGGACUUCAUGGACACUUUUGAACCGCUGCAAGAUUUGUUUCACACCCUGCGUCCACCAGCUUUUCCCUCCAUAUCCCCCACUGCCCCCUCAGUCACCCCCUUAACCAACAACAACUCUCAAACACAGGCCUCCCUCCUGUCGUCCAUCCCGCUGUUAUCGGACUACCGCCUCAUGCCCUCCGGUCCAUUACCCAGCCAUCUUUCAGCCCAUCGGGACGGCGAUAACGCCGUUGGCCCCUCCUACCAACAGAGCUACAUGCCUCUGUUCACGGAGCAAGUGACAGAUAUGCCACCUUCAGCCCCGCCCCUCCCUCCUACAGUAACAGCCCCCCAGCCCGUCCCAAGCAUUCCGUCUCUGUCCGUAAAAACUCACAGCGCCCCGUCCACGGUCGCUCCUGCUGAUGUGGCCGUCAGCUUCAGUCUGCCCGGUGCAGCGUCCCCUCCUCAGCCCGUGGCGGUGAGCUCGCAGCAGCAGAAUUUCGCCCUCCCGAAACCCGUCCCUCCCCCCGUCUCUAACAAAAAGAGCAGACACGCGCAGAGGCCGAUCGUCCCGGCCAAUCCGCUUCCGUCUCAGCUUAUACUCACAGGUCCUGCCAGCGCUGUUAUUGUUACUCCGUCUCCUCUCAACACUGACGUACACUCCUCCGCUGGUAUGGUCAUAGCCUCCGCCAGUCUACCCUGUGCUUCAGCUGGUUUCCACAUUCUUCCUCAAACACAGAAAUCUCCUCAACUCAUCAUACCCAAAGAGGAAAGCAUCACAAAUGUGUCCAACAGCAAAACAUCAGCACAGUCAGCAGCACUUGAUGGGCGGAUCUCAGGUCAAGGGUCACCGUUAGGAGCAGAACAGGUGCCGAGUCCUCAGUCACCUCUCAACAGCAGCACGGGCCUGACCAAGUCUGAAGGCACUCGGAGUCGGAGGGGGAGUCACAUAUCAGCUGAACAGAAGAGAAGAUUCACCAUCAACGUCUGCUUCAAGACUCUGUGCAGUCUGGUGCCCACUCUCAAGCCACAAUCAAUUAUCAGUAAUGCAGCGACACUCCAGAAGACCGUUGAAUACAUUGGCAAGUUACAGAUGGAGAGACAACAGUUACUGGAAGAGACCAAGAGGUUGAGAGAGGAGAUCGAAGAGCUCAACUCAUCUAUAAACUUGUGCCAGGAACAGCUUCCUGCCACAGGGGUCCCCGUCACACGUCAUCGCUUCGACCACAUGAAAGAGAAGUUUGAGGACUACGUUAAGAGCAGAACUCUUCAGAACUGGAAGUUCUGGAUCUUCAGCGUCAUUAUUCAACCCCUGUUCGAGUCUUUUAAUGGGAUGGUGUCGACCACCAACCACACAGAGCUGUGUGAGACCACCAUGCAGUGGCUGGACCGCUACUGCGCUCUCCCGGUACUGAGACCUAUGGUUCUCAGGACGCUCCGUCAGCUCUGUACCAGCACGUCCAUCUUGGCGGAUCCUGCGCUUUUACCCGAAGAGGCCAAACAGGCCGUCCUCAACACCAAAAAACACUCCUCUGCAACUCAGCCUUAAACAGCCAUCGUUCCGAGGAUUUGAUCAACUGGACUUAUAUGCAUCCAUAUCGAUCUCGCACAACAUCCUCAGGAGCCUUGAAGACACGUUACGCCUUAACACACCGUGUGCUGUGCUCAGGUCUGUGUGACGCGAGAAGAACGCUUCUUUUUGUGUAUAUGGACGUAGAGGUUUUAUUUCAUAUCACUGUUUGAAGGAAAUGCUGUUACAAACUGCCAUUGUGUUAACUAUAUAAUAGCUUUCAAAUAAUAUAGGUUGUUUUUAUGUAGCGUGUUGUACAUAAAAACAACAAGCUGUUUUCCAUCUGGAAAAGAGCCGUGUGAAGUUUCUUCCAAACAAACCAAAGGGAAUCUCAGUUUGAUUCAUUCUCUAAAGAGCCACUGUGGAACACAUCAGUUUGAUCUAAAGUGCUUUGUGUUUCUCUCAAAGACUUGAAUAUGAAUCAUUCGAGCGGUCUCCUUUGCUUUAUAGACAUCUUGACUUUACGUCUCAGGGUGGCUUUUUUUUACUUCAAAAUCCUGAAGUUAUGAAAGUCUAGAACUAUGAAAAUGAUUGUUGCCCAGGAUGAGGUACAUACAAUACAGCACACGCGUGUCAGAGACUUCACAUACGUCUUAAUGUCAAACGUCUGUUUUCACAGGAUUAAAUAAAUCCUUUAAAUACUCUGCAAUGACAUUAAAAUGAGAUGUAAAAACUCUUAGCUCUGCAACCCCUGUCGUCUGAAUCUCAUGUAGAUGUUCUCAUAGCAGAACGGAGUGGUUUUAAGUCUGUUGUUAAUAAACAUUUGAAGAAUUUG
This is a messenger RNA of Triplophysa rosa, 5587 nucleotides long. It is a transcript of the gene mlxip, whose product is annotated as MLX interacting protein. Bases 2332 to 4791 code for a protein of 819 amino acids. The transcript has 17 exons. Gene Ontology annotation, biological process: regulation of transcription by RNA polymerase II. The record is from RefSeq and is a predicted model, not a curated record. Lineage: Eukaryota; Metazoa; Chordata; Actinopteri; Cypriniformes; Nemacheilidae. Gene Ontology annotation, cellular component: nucleus. Gene Ontology annotation, molecular function: protein dimerization activity; DNA-binding transcription factor activity, RNA polymerase II-specific; RNA polymerase II cis-regulatory region sequence-specific DNA binding.